AUGACCCUUUACACCAAGAACUGGGUGUUAGGGAAGUUGCCGAUAAGAGCGCAGCCUCGUAUUCCUAUCAAGACCAGCAGCAUUGCAGAGAACAAUGCGCCCAUUGAAAAGAAAGAUGGACUACUACUAUUAGUGAUACUUCCAGUGACGACGCAAGAACGAUUUGGCUUUCUCGAUAUUGGAGUGCGGCGCCCAGAGUUUCAUCAUCUUUUAAUCAACACUGCCCAAAAGCAUGGCGUCGAGAUCAAAUGGGGCCAUCAAGCCAUUGAAUUCAAGCAAAGCAAAGAUUCAGUGGAAGUCAUGUUCGCGAAUGGUACCAAGAGGCAUAAGGAAGGCUGUCUCGAGGGGCUUUUCACUCCAGAUCAUCAAGAUUUUGACGAGGAAAUCAAUGAACGGCUUACCCGCUUUUUCUGUGAGACAGCCACAAGCCUUCGUGCUCUCUCACUGAUUGUAUCCCUGUCCAGUGGUCCCUACGUUCUGUGGCGGACUCAGAAGUGCAACAAAUUCUUUAAUAUAUCAUCGAGUGGGCCUUAUCGGGACCUUUGUGAUGAACAUCAAAUACAAUCUUUGAAUCAAUGGGGAGGAAACCGCAGCGACCUGUACAUCAUCAGCUCACAUCUCUUCCCUCAUUAUGGGACUCAUGGUGGUGACUCCCUGCAAGCCGCCCAUAAGCUUGGGACUGGUUUCAGAACUGUGGGACACAUUCAGCCUUCUUCAGGCUUGGGACUAAUUUACGGAGGCACACUUGAGACUUAA
Suillus discolor is the source of this 756-nucleotide messenger RNA. RefSeq lists its product as uncharacterized. The coding region runs from base 1 to 756 and encodes 251 amino acids. The transcript has 5 exons. The record is from RefSeq and is a predicted model, not a curated record. Lineage: Eukaryota; Fungi; Basidiomycota; Agaricomycetes; Boletales; Suillaceae.